Molecule: messenger RNA, 692 nt
Organism: Parasteatoda tepidariorum (common house spider)
Lineage: Eukaryota; Metazoa; Arthropoda; Arachnida; Araneae; Theridiidae
Source: RefSeq, a predicted model, not a curated record
UCUCCCCCAACUGUUUCUUCUCCAGUUCAACAACCUUCUCCACCACCACAAGUCCAGGAUUUGCCGUCACAGUCACCUGAACCAGUACCAUCACCGUCUCCCAUAACUUCUCCACCACCACCGUCUCCCAUUCCAGCAGCACAGUCACCUCCUACAGCAGCAGCACAGUCACCUCCUCUAGCAGCAGCACAGUCACCUCCCCUAGCAGCAGCACAGUCACCUCCCCCCGCUGCUCCACAGUCACCUCCCCCCGCAGCUCCACAGUCACCUCCCCCCGCUGCUCCACAGGCACCCGCUCCCUCUGCUCCAGCUGCACAACCUUUGCCUCAACGAAGAAGACCAGGAAAUCCUGGCAGACGCAGCACAAGAUUGGCCAUGCUGUCAGAAGCGAGUUUAGCUUUUCUGAAGGUGGAACCAUACAUCGACCGUCUGAGAAUGAGGCCUCUCAUGCCAAGCCGCUACACAGCUUAAAGUCAUCAUGGUUCUUUUUAAACAUUUAAAAGCUCCUCCUCCUCAUCUAAAGUCUUUAAGUGGUGGUGAAUAAAAUAAGUUCAGUCUCCAGCUUUUUUCAUCCAAUAUUUUUCCUACCUGUCAUCUUAGAGUGUCGCAAAGAAUCCUAUCGUGAAGACGAUCGGGACGUUCCCGAAGACGAUCGUCUUUUACUCAUCAGUAGACUUCGUCAUCUACUCAUU